UAAUAUUCAGGUAGUACUACUGUGCAUUAUCUGCUGCGGGGGGGAAGCCAUCGUACAUGUAGCAGUUAACCGAUAGAGACUAGGGCGCGACUCUAAUAUGUCCGUCACGGAUGUGAGUCUAUUCUAACGAAUCACGCCGCCCCCUUUGUCGGGCCAAUCUCUCCGACCCUUAAUCUGCCGAGUUCGCAGAGCCGCAACAGCUACUUCACCCAAGUCUCAGGCGAUAGGAUGAGGCCUUGUCCUUUUCCCUUUUGUCGGGAAGGAUACGAUGCAUAUAUUGCGGAUAUUUAUUGGAGUCUCGCACCCACUAGGUAUCAUGUUCCUAUCGACGAAUCUAACGCUCCUUUCCUUCACAAUCCUUCACUAUGACUACACCGGCUCGCUUAGAAGAGGGCCAUGAAAUGGCUGGGAUCCCCGGUAGUAGCGGUGCUAAUGAAGACCCUAUAGAGCCUGGAACCGGGAACAAUAGCACCGGGUAUGAAAACUUUCGUGGAGACUCUGACCUUAAAAAGGGAGUGCCUAUAGGUUGGCCUUCUAUUGCCGCUACUCAGUUAUACUAUCCCAACCUCAGUAUUCAUCGACGCUUCUCCUAUCUUCUACAUCGGGUCCUCAUAGACCAAGAAACGAAGCUCGCGUACCUCGAGAAUAAACUGCAAGAGCUCGAUAAAGAAGACGAGGGAAGCAAUGACGCCAGAUUGAAAAAGCUUUCUUUUGAUCCGGAAACGUUACUCUCCAGCCACACUCCAUCCCAGGCUCAAUAUCAGCCUACUUCUAUCCAAACAGCCCCGACAACAUCGAAAGUAGUAAAGGAGAAACAAAGGAAGACGAACGAGGAUAACAGAUGGGAAGACAAAGACCUCAUCCUGGAAUCCAUAUUGCCGAGAUUGAAGAAUUAUGACGAGCUACUCCUGCUCGGUAAAGAAAUGCAGAAGCUGCCACGUAUCUCUAGAAGAGAGCAUAGGGCAUUCUACGACGAGGUGAAGAACCAUCAUCCGCUUCUUGAUGCACCAGCAUACCAGUUCCUAUAUUCGAAUGAUGACUUCGUCACUACAGUCACCGACCGUGUGCAUCAGUACUUUGAAACAUUGAUAUACGGGGAAACACCCAUCAAAAGACUCAUCAAGAGGAUCUUUGGGCGAACCGACGAAAACUCCAACCUCGAAAUUGACAACCGGAUUUUGGUCGUUUUCCUCAAGGUCGUGGUAGCAUUCAUGAGCGGAGUACUACUGCUUUUUCCAGUUGCUAUACUCCUUCUCGUGAACCUAUCUAGGGCCGAAUCCUUUAUAGUCGUGGUCGCUUUCAACUUUGCAUUUGUAGCUGCCUUGGCCUAUUUGAACUGCAAUUGGGACACCAUCCUCGUCGGCCUAAGCGCAUAUAUGGCGGUACUCGUCACGUUCCUAUCGAACCUUGAGCAGGGAAAGACUUGACCCCUUUUUUGAAUGACGCUGAGGCAGAUACUUGAUAAAUGAGACAUUGUUUUAAAGAAAGUUAAUUUCUGAAUUUUACAUUACACCUUUCCUACUAUACUACUGCCUAUGUUCCUUCGUGAUACAUAUACGACGCAUUAGAUCUUUAUAUACAUUUAUUAUAUUUCUUGA
Molecule: messenger RNA, 1598 nt
Organism: Daldinia loculata
Lineage: Eukaryota; Fungi; Ascomycota; Sordariomycetes; Xylariales; Hypoxylaceae
Exons: 5
Coding region: 366-1427 (353 amino acids)
Source: RefSeq, a predicted model, not a curated record